CAUUUUCAACAAUAAUGGAAGGCUUACAAAUUGAUCAUGUUCAUAGUAAUUCUACAAUGACAUGCGUAAGCCUAACAAAUAUUACGAAAUUAUAUCGUGAAGGAAAUAUAGAUUCAUAUGCAUUCAUGAGCUAUUCAUUGCCAUUAUUUGAAUUGCAAAUUGGUCUCAUUUUUGUUUUCAGCCAUGCUUUUCAUUUUCUUCUCAAGCGUUUCGGAAUUACCUUCUUCGUCUCUUCAAUGCUCACAGGGUUAAUUCUUGGUGAAACAUUUCUUGGAAAAUAUGACUUUAUGAAAUACAAUAUAUACCCUAUUGAGAGCCAUGUAACACUGCGAACCUUAGCUGUGAUUAGCAUCAAUAUUUUUAUGUUUCUAGCGGCUGUGAAGAUGGAUGUUGGAAUGGUACUUACGACAGGAAAAAAGGCAGUAUCAAUUGGUAUUUUAUGUACACUAACUCCAUUUAUAGUUGGGACAAUUUAUACACUCACCCAAAGACAUACGAUUUUUGAUGAUUAUAAGGAAUUAAUUGUUUACUUAGAAGUAUUACAGAUCCAAUCAAUCACUCCAUUUCCUGUUGUUUCCUACACAAUAGAUCAACUCAAAAUGACAAAUUCCGAACUCGGCCGUCUUGGACUUUCGGCGGCUUUAGUUGCGGAUGUUUACUCUAUAAUUAUUGCAUUCAUUUCAUCAUUUUUUAAGGAGGGAUACAGGGGAGGCAGUAAGAGAUAUUUUGUAGCAUUUUCCAGCUUUAUUUUAGUGGCAGCAUUUAUCAUAAGGCCAAUGAUGCUUUGGGUGAGUCGACGAACUCCGACGGGAACUCCGGUCAGAAGUACAUAUAUUAGCAUCAUCGUUGUGUUAUCAUUCUUAUCGGGCUUGUAUUUCUUUAAGUUUGAUCAGGGACCAUACGUUGGUCCCUUAAUUCUGGGUUUUACGGUACCAGCAGGACCUCCAUUAGGAUCUUCUUUGGUAGAAAAGUUUGAAAGUGUUUCGUUCGGAUUUCUUCUACCUAUCCUAACUGCUAUAUCGAUGUUGAAUGUCGAUUUAUUCUUGAUCGGAUCGGAAUUUACCAGGAUACAACCUUACCUGGCUGUUAUAGUCAUACUUUUCGCUGUCAAGUUUACUGGGUGUUUCAUCCCUUCGUUGUUCUGCAAGAUGCCAAUAAUUGAUUCGGUGGCGCUCGCUUUCAUUUUAGGCUGUAAAGGCGUAAUUGAGCUAACAGAAAGUGCUGUUCUCAAUGACAAAGAGGUCUUCAGUCAGGAGCUUUUGUCCCUCAUGGCUUUAUUCAUCCUAUUUAGCUCAAUCUUUUCCCCAGUUCUAGUCAAAUAUCUCUAUGACCCUUCACGGAAAUAUGCAGGGUAUCAAGAGAGGAACAUUUUUUGUUUAAAGCCUCAAUCCGAGCUCCGAAUUGUCACGUGCAUUCAGAAAUCAGAGGACAUAACUUCUGUCAAGAAAUUUCUUCGAACUGCAUAUCCUACAACAGAAAGCCCUUUGGCAAUUUAUGUUCUUCACCUAAUCGAGCUAAUAGGUCGAACCACCCCGAUUUUCAUAACCCAUCGAAAGAACAAAUCAAAUUCGACUCGCAUUUCUCAAAAUGUCAUCCUGUCUUUUGAUAACUACCAGCAACACAAUUGGAAUGCAGUAUCUGUAAAUACCUUUACAGCUAUAUCUCCACCUAAGUUCAUGCACGAAGACAUAUGCACACUCGCUCUCGAUAAAUUCACAUCCCUUAUAUUAAUCCCAUUCCAUCCAAAAUGGACAACGCGUGGAGCUUCCGGAUCCGAAAGCCUCAUCAAAUUUAGGAACCUUACUCGUAGAGUCCUCGACAGAACCCCUUGCUCUGUCGGGAUAUUUUUUGAUCGCAGCAAAUGUAAUCAUAAAAACAUCAAAGCAUCAACCAUGGCAUUUAAGUCCUUGUGUGUGAUCUUCUUGGGUGGCAGCGAUGAUCGAGAGGCCUUGUCUUUAGCAAGACGCAUGGCCAAGAACUCAAUGGCAAGUCUAGCAAUCAUCCAUCUAAUACCUGACGAAGAGGAUAAUGAUAGUGUGGAUUGGGAAGAAAAAAUCCUCAACACUGAUUUGAUUGAAGAAAUCAAGAUAAGCAACAGUGAUAACAAAGCAUCAAUUUUCACAUACAAAGAGCAUAAAGUGAAAGAUGGACCAGAUACUGCAUUGUUAGUUCAUACAUUAGCGAAUGACUACGAUCUUUUUCUAGUCGGAAGACGAGACAGAAUUGAAUCUCCUCAAACAAAGGGGCUAUCUCAAUGGAGUGAACUUCCAGAAUUGGGGACUAUGGGGGAUUUUCUUGUUUCAAAGGAUAUUCAAAGUGAAGCUUCGGUUUUAGUAGUGCAAAAACAAAAACAAAAGAAAUACCUAGAAUAGAUUACAAUGGAAUGAAUUACGGCUCAGUGAUUUUGCUCCGACUGUCAGAUUGUGGAUUCCAAUCCCAGCCCGAGUCAGGGUAACCGUUAAAUUUUUUGCGGUUAUCGAACUAUAGCCGAACCUCCAUUUUUCCAAACAGGAGGUUACCAUGGCAAUUCCGGUCAAUAAUUCCUUAUGUGGAAACAGGUGCCAUAUAAGCGAUAAUUCAGCUGAAUUCGAAGCGUAAAACGCCUAUAGUUCACUAACUGCAACAAAUGUUAAACCCUAAGAAUCAAAAUUUCCAAAUCUAAAAGAGUUACAAAAACUGUUUCGACCAACAAGAAACUUUUGUCACUCAGAAGUAAUCUCAUGAAUCUUAAAGCUAAUCAAUGGAAUUCUCAGUUCUCAUCAAACAGAUUGUAAUUUUUUUCUUGUUUGAAUAUCAGAGAUUGUAAAGUAAAUGGAAGAGCGAAAUAUUCAGUGAAUGAUAAUGUUUCUAUCUUUUCUAAUUGCAAAACAAACAGAAGCUAAAUAUGAGCAGAAUCAAACUUACCAGUUGUAGUUUCUGCAUAAUUUAAUGGGGGAGGA
Molecule: messenger RNA, 2939 nt
Organism: Mercurialis annua (annual mercury)
Lineage: Eukaryota; Viridiplantae; Streptophyta; Magnoliopsida; Malpighiales; Euphorbiaceae
Product: cation/H(+) antiporter 4-like
Exons: 3
Coding region: 15-2372 (785 amino acids)
Biological process (GO): regulation of pH; proton transmembrane transport
Cellular component (GO): membrane; endomembrane system
Molecular function (GO): antiporter activity
Source: RefSeq, a predicted model, not a curated record